AUGCUACCUAGCCAGCAGCAGGAGCACUUGUUGUGCGACGACAACCCCACCAGGCCCUUCGAGUCAGUGUCGGCCGACUUCUUCACCGCGGCUGGGAAACACUUCCUAGUCGUCGUCGACCGCCUCUCUGGCUGGCCUGUGGUGGUCACCUGCGGCUCCGACACGACGUCUGCCGCCACCAUCCGCUACUUCCGGCGCCUCUUCCGUGAUCUGGGUGUCCCUGUGCGUCUGCGGACUGAUGGAGGCCCUCAGUUCACCAGCCGGGAGCUCGCGGAAUUUUUGGAGCGAUGGGGGGUCCGCCACAACGUGUCAUCGCCCAACUACCCACAGUCGAACGGACACGCCGAAGCGGCAGUGAAAGCAGUUAAACACCUCAUCCUGAAGGUGGCCCCGUCCGGUAACAUCGACUGUGAGGCGUUCGACAAAGGCCUUCUGGAGCUGCCCUUCGCGAAGGAGUGGCAGGCCAGAGCCGAGAGCUGUGACCGCCGCGCCGCUACCCGUGCCCGAGAUGCCAAGGCCCGGUAUGACGCCCAUGCCCGCCCGCUUCAGCCGUUGAAGACAGGUGCUCUCGUGCGCAUCCAGGACCCAACCACGCAGCGUUGGGACAAGGUGGGCACGGUAAUGGGCGCCGGCCGGUCUAGGGCCUAUCACGUCCGGAUGCCGAGCGGCCGCAUCUUGUGGAGGAACCGCCGUUUCCUUCGGCCGGUUCCGCCCCCUGCAGUCGACACCCCGGUCGUGGACGAGUCUCCUCCACGCCCGGACUCACCUCACCUCGCUGUGCCCCGUCGCUCGGAGCGGCUCAGAGCCAAGGCACCCGCUCAAGACUAG
Eriocheir sinensis (Chinese mitten crab) is the source of this 828-nucleotide messenger RNA. RefSeq lists its product as uncharacterized. Gene Ontology annotation, molecular function: nucleic acid binding. The coding region runs from base 1 to 828 and encodes 275 amino acids. The record is from RefSeq and is a predicted model, not a curated record. Gene Ontology annotation, biological process: DNA integration. The transcript is spliced from 2 exons. Lineage: Eukaryota; Metazoa; Arthropoda; Malacostraca; Decapoda; Varunidae.